Messenger RNA from Neomonachus schauinslandi (Hawaiian monk seal), 3268 nucleotides. It is a transcript of the gene SLU7, whose product is annotated as SLU7 homolog, splicing factor. Gene Ontology annotation, biological process: mRNA splicing, via spliceosome. Gene Ontology annotation, molecular function: pre-mRNA 3'-splice site binding. Gene Ontology annotation, cellular component: spliceosomal complex. The coding region runs from base 117 to 1877 and encodes 586 amino acids. The record is from RefSeq and is a predicted model, not a curated record. NCBI's taxonomy places the organism in Eukaryota, Metazoa, Chordata, Mammalia, Carnivora, Phocidae. The transcript has 16 exons.
UCGCCCGGAAACUACCGCAGUGGCUGCCGGGAGAGGGCGGAAAGCCAGGAAGUAAACAUUGACGGAUUGACUUUGUUUCUGUCGGGUGGUGUUGGGCUGGAGGGGUCCAGAUAACCAUGUCAGCUGCAGCUGUGGAUGCAGUUAAUGCGGCCCCCCUGUCGGGGUCCAAAGAAAUGAGUCUGGAGGAACCAAAGAAGAUGACCAGAGAGGACUGGAGAAAGAAGAAGGAGCUAGAAGAACAGCGAAAACUGGGUAAUGCUCCAGCAGAAGUUGAUGAAGAAGGAAAAGACAUCAACCCUCAUAUACCUCAGUAUAUUUCUUCAGUGCCAUGGUAUAUUGAUCCAUCAAAAAGACCUACUUUAAAGCACCAGAGACCACAACCAGAGAAACAAAAGCAGUACAGCUCAUCUGGAGAAUGGUACAAGAGGGGUGUAAAAGAGAAUUCCAUAACUACUAAGUACCGCAAGGGAGCAUGUGAAAAUUGUGGGGCCAUGACACACAAAAAGAAAGACUGCUUUGAGAGACCUAGGCGAGUUGGAGCAAAAUUUACAGGUACUAAUAUAGCUCCAGAUGAACAUGUCCAGCCUCAGCUGAUGUUUGACUAUGAUGGGAAGAGGGAUCGGUGGAAUGGCUACAAUCCAGAGGAACACAUGAAAAUUGUGGAAGAAUAUGCCAAAGUUGAUCUGGCAAAACGAACACUGAAAGCCCAGAAACUCCAAGAAGAAUUAGCCUCAGGAAAAUUAGUGGAACAGGCUAAUUCUCCAAAACACCAGUGGGGAGAAGAGGAACCAAACUCUCAGACGGAAAAAGAUCAUAAUAGUGAAGAUGAGGAUGAAGAUAAAUAUGCAGAUGAUAUUGACAUGCCUGGACAGAACUUUGACUCUAAGAGACGAAUUACUGUCCGGAAUCUCAGGAUUCGAGAAGAUAUUGCAAAAUAUUUACGGAAUUUAGAUCCAAAUUCUGCUUACUAUGAUCCCAAAACUAGAGCGAUGAGAGAGAAUCCCUAUGCCAACGCAGGAAAGAAUCCAGAUGAAGUGAGCUAUGCAGGGGAUAACUUCGUUAGAUACACAGGAGAUACCAUUUCCAUGGCUCAGACACAGUUGUUUGCUUGGGAAGCCUAUGACAAGGGAUCUGAAGUGCAUCUGCAGGCUGAUCCUACAAAACUAGAGCUGUUGUACAAGUCCUUCAAAGUCAAAAAAGAAGACUUCAAAGAACAGCAGAAAGAGAGCAUCUUGGAAAAGUAUGGUGGCCAAGAACACUUGGAUGCCCCUCCAGCUGAAUUGCUUUUAGCUCAGACUGAAGAUUAUGUGGAGUAUUCAAGGCAUGGGACAGUCAUCAAAGGACAGGAGCGGGCUGUCGCCUGCUCUAAAUAUGAGGAGGACGUGAAGAUCCACAAUCACACACAUAUCUGGGGAUCUUACUGGAAAGAAGGCCGAUGGGGAUACAAAUGCUGUCACUCUUUUUUCAAGUAUUCCUAUUGCACCGGAGAAGCCGGCAAGGAGAUUGCUAAUUCAGAGGAAUGUAUUAUAAAUGAUAUAACCGGAGAAGAAUCUGUGAAAAAACCUCAGACCCUCAUGGAGAUGCAUCAGGAAAAACUAAAAGAAGAUAAGAAGAAGAAGAAGAAGAAGAAAAAGAAGCAUCGAAAGAGCAGUUCAGAUAGUGAUGAUGAAGAAAAGAAACACGAAAAAUUGAAAAAGGCACUGAAUGCAGAGGAGGCCCGCCUUCUUCAUGUCAAGGAGAUCAUGCAGAUUGAUGAGAGGAAGCGGCCUUACAAUAGCAUAUAUGAAACUCGGGAACCCACUGAAGAGGAAAUGGAGGCCUAUAGAAUGAAACGUCAGAGACCAGAUGACCCCAUGGCUUCCUUCCUUGGGCAGUAGUAACUAGUUAUAGACAGUCACCCAAGGUAGACACAGCUGAUACAUUGUUUUCAGCUUCUCGCUGAUGAUUGUAGGUGGAAAAACCCUUGCUGCCUACUUUAAUAAAGACUCCGGAAGUCUCAUAGCAAAUUCAUUUCUUUACACACUGAAGAAACAAAGAAGAAAAAGAGGAAGUACAUUAAGUGGUAUUAAGAUUUUAUUUCCAGUUUUAUAUUAGGUGAUGUGGAAAGAGGCCUUGGCUCUCUACCUAGCAAGAACAUCUUCUCAACAUUUAUUAAGUCUCAAACUUUAUUUCCUCAAUUCUUAUGGCCCUUUAUCUAGUGUUAGCACACAUUUUAAAGGCAGAUGAGUUACUCUUUCUCAAAAUCAGUUUCAUUUUUUCAAAUUACUAGUAACUAUAAUUGUAGUUAUUUGAGUAUCAUUUGUUUUUGCCUUCUAAGGUUUCCCUGGUUUAAAGCUAAAAAAAAUUACUCUAUGUUGGGUGUUGAGUUACUGAAAGGAAAUCUGUAGAACAUAUGAAUGACUUUAUCCCCCAUGUCAAUCUGUAUAGUAAUAAUUCUGUUUUCUACUUGGUUAUAAAAUUUUUAUUUUUAAAACAUUUCCUUGUACUUUACACCCAGAACUAAAUGGAUUAGCCUUUGAAUGGAAAAAAUAACUAUUUUGUCAUCUUUGAGUCACUGUUGAUUGAUCAGUACUAGGUCUUUUACCAUUCUGGACAUGAGCCUUUAGACACAGAAACUCUUUCCUCUAUCAUAGAGAAUAUGGUUUGUGAUACUAUUUGUUGUUUUAAUUGUGAUUGCCUUUAUGUAAUUAUCAUGAAUAUUAAAUUUUAAAAGAUUGUAGAAUAUCCAUUGUACCUAAUCUUUAUAGCAAGAAGGUGUCUUUUUGUAAAAAUUGCAGAAAGCAAACCCUGAAGUUGAAGGUUUCUUCAAAGAAUUAUAAGGAUAGCUUAUAGGGCUAUUAAUAACUGAGACUGCCAUGAUCCUCAGGCCUCUCCUAAGAACAUUGUGAAGAUGAUACAGUGAGAGUGGGAUCAAUGAAAACAGCCUGUUUCAAACACCUGACAUAAGUACAUUGGCUUUUAACAGCUCACUGGCUUCUAAGCUACCAAAACCCACUAGGAUACUGCAUUAAGUUACCAUCUAAGAAAUUGUGCUGGCGAGAGAGUAACAAAUUGUCAGGUACUAUGCACAUAGUAUCUAGAUUCAGACUAGUGCCAAAUUAAAACAGCAAUGCAAAUAAAGCUCAUUCUUACCUAUUUCAAGAAAGUCAGUGACUUAACGUUUUCAUAUUCCUACCUUAACAUGGGGUGGUUCAACAUAAAGUCUGACAUUGAUGUCUAUUUUGUAUUUUAUUUAUCUUUUGUUAAUAAAGAUAUAAUUGAGAAAACA